Molecule: messenger RNA, 1975 nt
Organism: Benincasa hispida (wax gourd)
Lineage: Eukaryota; Viridiplantae; Streptophyta; Magnoliopsida; Cucurbitales; Cucurbitaceae
Product: UPF0481 protein At3g47200-like
Source: RefSeq, a predicted model, not a curated record
AGUUUGGAUUUAUCAGAAAGCUUCCUCUCUUAACUCCAUCUACUAAUUCCCACAUUUCUCAUUCCCUCACUUCAUCUGCCACUAACCAUCCCAUUCCAUCAAAUUUUAACACAAGCCCCUAUAAUUUGUUAUAGGGUUAUAUAUGCAGGAUGUUUGUUGAAGGAGAUAUGGAAACGUGAGUGUGUUUCAGUUCCAAUAAAUGGGAGAUAGUGACAUUGAAAUAAUGAAAGAAGCAAACGACGAAUCUUAUGAUGUGGUAGAAAUAAUUAGUGAAGUUGAUCAAAAGCUUUGUGAUAAUGUUGUGAUAUGCAUCGAAGAAAAGUUGGAACGACUGCCUCAUGUUAAUGCAAAUUGCAAGAGUAUCUAUCAAGUUCCGAAAGGCCUACGUGAGAUGAAUGAUAAAGCCUAUACCCCUCAAUUCAUUUCCAUCGGCCCUUUUCAUUAUGGUACUCGAACGAAUUUGAUAGCCAAUGAACAUUAUAAGGUUCAAGGUUUUUUUAACUUUCUACGUCGUUUAAAUAAUAAGUACAAGAUUCAAUCAUUGGAAGACAGCGGCCACGUUAAAAUUACCACAUCAUUAUUGAAGGUCCUAGUUGAAAAAGCCUGUUGUUCGGUGAAAGAAGCCCAUAAUUGCUAUGCAGAACCAAUAAACAUGAAGGAAGAGGAGUUUUUUACAAUGAUGCUUGUGGAUGCUUGUUUCAUAGUAGAGUUUUUAAUAUUAUGGGUUUGUGAAAAUCUAUUGCAACGACGUGGUAAAUUCUUUCAAAUUCAAGACAAUGUAGAUUUUUCAUUCUACCAUGGAAUAGAGUUCGAUAUACUUAUUGACUUGAUUAAGUUAGAAAAUCAAGUCCCUUUCAUUCUUCUCCAAAAUCUAUUUGACCUGAUUCCAAAAUUAGAUGAUGACCCCAUGAUCUCCUCCUUGAUACGUCUUACAGAUAUAGCGCUUAAGGGGUUUGGGUUGGUGAGCAGAUAUGAGAUUGAUGAUUUGUAUUAUAAAGAACCAAAGCACUUGCUUGAUUUCCUAAGUUUCUACUUCCUCCCUUUGCCCCCUGAUGAUAUGCAGAACAAGCAAGAUGAGAUAAAAAAUAUUGAGAAGAAGAAUAAUGAUUUUCGUAAGCUUCUUUCGUGUCUUUGGAAUAAGAAGCCUGAUCAUGAGAAAAAUAGUUAUCAGCAAUGGAGGUUGAGUCCUCCCUCCACAACUGAGCUCUGCGAGGCUGGUAUCACCAUCAAAGUAGCAGAUAACGAAAAUUUAUGUUUGACAAACAUAAGCUUCAAAAAUGGGGUUUUGGAAAUCCCACCUAUAAUUAUUGAAAGUACCUUCGAAAUUGUGGUACGAAACCUGAUAGCAUUUGAUCAUUACCCGGCAGGAAAUCAGAAGCAGUAUGUAAUCCAAUAUGUGUUAUUUUUGGACGAUUUGAUAAGCACGGAGGAAGACGUGCAUUUACUUGUGAAGGCUGGAGUCAUAAUCAACACUUUUGGUGGCAGUGAUAAAGAAAUUUCAGAUAUGUUUAACAAUUUCUCUAAAUUUGCAAUCUUCCCAGUUACUUCCCACUUUGAUGAUAUGAGCCAAGCUUUACGUGUGCAUUGUAAUGGAAGGUGGAACAAGGCCAAAGCUUCCCUCAAACGUAACUAUUUCAAUACGCCAUGGGCCGUUAUCUCCUUCAUUGCUGCAACUUUCCUCAUUCUUCUCACCCUCCUUCAAACGAUUUUCUCUGCUAUCUCUGCAUUUCCUAGCUAGCUACUCAAACCUCUCCCUACGUAUUGUUAAACCAAUGUAAUUAGGAUUCUAUUUUAACCUUUUUUCCUCUCUGGUUUUUGCUAUUUAUUCUUAUUUUAUUAUAUUAUUCUCCAUUGUUAUUAAGAUUCUACCAUGUGGUGUAGGGCUCCUAUCCCUUACACUUUUAUUUUACCUUAAAUUCUAUAUUUGGUCCAUUGUUGAAUGACAAACAAUAUAUAUUCUUGUUAAAGUGUUCAU